AUGGGUUUCCUCCCGCGUUUUGAGCGGAGCGUCCCGUACGUGGCCUUCGACGUGGACGCCGCGUUUGGUGCGCCCUUCCGGUCCGUGAGCCGCCGUAAUGCGGAGACGUUCAUGGACGCUUGUGGAUCGGGGCAAGUCGCAUUUUUCUGCACAGGUCGAGGAAGGGAAGAUUCCAUCAGAAUGUUAUACGAUGUUUACGACGGGCUACCCGUAUACAACGGAUUCCCAGGGGUAUACCACAGCGGCGCCGUUGUUCUAGACAAGCAGGGAAGAUUGGUACACGGGACAUACUUUAGUAAGAGUGCGCUGAAGAAAAUCGUCGAUGCCGUUGUUUUUACAAGUCACCAAGUAUAUACCAUAUUCUGCUCGUUCGACAACUGGCUGAUUCUAGGAUCGGAGGCGUCGUCGAUCAGUGCUGUCAUGGCCAAGCACGGCGUGCAGUCUGAGCUGCAUAUCUGCACGAGGGACCAAAUAGUGAACAGCGAUAUAUCGCAAAUACUUGUAUACCAUUAUGGUGAGGUUGUGCGCGUGUUGGGAGCUUUGGACAACAUCCUGUACAACCUUCGUAGAGAUCCGAGGGGAGCCAUGCAGCUGACUCCUAUGGGAGUUAGCCCCGCCAUAGGUAUGUGGAGACUUCUUAGAUAUUACAACAUUUCGCACGACAUGUGUGCCUAUGUCGGCCACCCCUGCGAUAUAGCGGACAUGCCGUCGCUGAACCACGAACGCAGCACCAUCCAUGGAAGUCGAAACGAAGCCGAACAUGUAGAGAGGGUGGAAAUAAUAUCUAUGCAUUCUCAAGAAUCGGGCAGCGGUGACUUGAGCGUAGCGUCUAGCACUUAG
This is a messenger RNA of Babesia bigemina, 840 nucleotides long. Its product is annotated as HAD-like superfamily hydrolases, putative. Bases 1 to 840 code for a protein of 279 amino acids. Lineage: Eukaryota; Apicomplexa; Aconoidasida; Piroplasmida; Babesiidae. The record is from RefSeq and is a predicted model, not a curated record. The transcript has 2 exons.